This is a messenger RNA of Chrysochloris asiatica (Cape golden mole), 654 nucleotides long. It is a transcript of the gene CUNH22orf23, whose product is annotated as chromosome unknown open reading frame, human C22orf23. Lineage: Eukaryota; Metazoa; Chordata; Mammalia; Afrosoricida; Chrysochloridae. Bases 1 to 654 code for a protein of 217 amino acids. The transcript is spliced from 6 exons. The record is from RefSeq and is a predicted model, not a curated record.
AUGGCUUCUCAGAACAGGCUGGGGGCAGUGACCAAAGAAACGGGGUUCUGGCGCUGCCCCCAGUCGGCCACUUACACCCCGGAAACCUGCGAGCUGCUCCAAGUGAUGAUGAAAGAGUCCAAACUGACCAGCUUCCAGCAGCGCCACAUCAUGGACACAGUGAAAAGAGGAAACUCGCUGCCUUUGCAAUGCAGCCCAACAUUCAGCCAGAGGGUAUCCCCACCCAAGCAGACAGCCCCAGUCAUCUGCCUGCCUCCCAUCCUGGCCACCAGGACCCACCUCCGGCCAGCCAAUGUGUGCCAAGCCAAUGGGGCCUACAGUCGGGAACAGUUCAAGCCUCAAGCUACCAGAGAUCUGGAGAAGGAGAAGCGAAGACUCCAAAAUAUCUUUGCCACCGGGAAGGAGCCGGAAGAGCGCAAACGAAAGGCCCCUCCUGUGUGUCAGCACAAGCCAGUCCCUGAGCCAGAUAGGUUUGAAGAACUGGUACAGGAAAUCCAAGACAGGAAAGAGUUCCUGGCCGCUAUGGAGGCCCUGGGCCAGGGCAGACAGUAUCGGGGAUUCAUCCUUGCUGAAAUCUCCCAGAAACUACGAGAAAUGGAAGAUAUUGACCACAAGAGGAGUGAGGAACUCAGAAAGGCUCUUGCCACUGCCUAA